Ctenopharyngodon idella (grass carp) is the source of this 4898-nucleotide messenger RNA. RefSeq names its product stanniocalcin 1 (gene stc1). NCBI's taxonomy places the organism in Eukaryota, Metazoa, Chordata, Actinopteri, Cypriniformes, Xenocyprididae. The transcript is spliced from 4 exons. Gene Ontology annotation, cellular component: extracellular region. Gene Ontology annotation, biological process: intracellular calcium ion homeostasis. Gene Ontology annotation, molecular function: hormone activity. The record is from RefSeq and is a predicted model, not a curated record. The coding region runs from base 194 to 946 and encodes 250 amino acids.
CUGUCAUGCACGCGGCUGGAAGAAGAAACUGCUGAAGAGAUCAGCCGGACAGACAGAGCCUUCAUGAUACUGCCCACAUCACACGCAUUUCCUCAACGAAGUCGCCAAGAACACGCACCGUACACCGCGCAAGACCUAAAGGAAAUCCUCUUUUAUUGCCCUUCAUAAAAGCCCCAGUGUCAUUUAGUGAGAGAUGCCGCCAAGGACCGGACUUUUGCUGCUCGCCGUGCUCAUCGCCUCCGCGUAUGAACUGGAUCAGAACGAAUCCUACUCGCCCAGGAGAGCACGCUUCUCCCACAACAGCCCCUCGGAUGUGGCACGCUGCUUGAACACUGCACUCCAGGUGGGCUGCGGUGCCUUCGCCUGUCUCGAAAACUCAACCUGUGACACAGAUGGCAUGCAUGACAUCUGCAGGUCCUUUCUCUACAGUGCUGCUAAAUUCGACACUCAGGGAAAGGCUUUUGUGAAAGAAAGCUUGAAGUGCAUCGCCAAUGGCAUCACUUCUAAGAUCUUUCUAACAGUCAGACGGUGUUCCACCUUCCAGAGGAUGAUAUUGGAGGUUCAAGAGGAGUGUUACAGCAAGUUGGACAUUUGUACAGUGGCCAAAUCAAACCCAGAAGCCAUUGCAGAGGUGGCUCAGCUACCCAGCCACAUUCCCAACAGGUUUUAUGGGAAACUACUGCAGAGUUUGAUGGAGUGUGACGAUGAGACGGUGGACCUGGUGAGGGCAAAUCUGUUGACCCGAUUAGGGCCCGAGAUCACCAUGCUCUUCCAACUACUGCAGAACAAGCCGUGUCCGUCUGCUGCAGUACCUACUGGAAUGGAGACUCGUGGUGGGUGGCGGUGGUCUGUCAGUCCCCAUGGAUACAAGAACCAGCCAAAUCUACGCAACAGAGAUGCCUCGAAUCUCUUUGGCAAGAAACGCAACAUUGGUGACAGCUCUUAACUUCAGACCAAUUUGCCAGUCCAAACUUAGCCAUCGAGCACACAUACACAAACGCAAAGUGAAAACACACACACACACACACCACACACACACACACACAAAAAGAAAGCAAGACAAAACAGUGGUUUAUUUUCUGAGGCUAUACAGGGACACAUUCCUUCUCAACUGGAAAAAGGCAUGCACCAGUGCGAAAACAUCUCGAAUGUCAAAUUCUCUGUUUAUCACUUCAUAUUCGACGGAAAGAGUUUCACGCGUUACCGGGACUUCGAGGGCAAAUCGGUAGGGUUUACAGACCGAUCCGUGAGUAGGUCAAGUCAAGGUCGUCGUGAAACCCAGUGGGAGUCAUCGAAAAUAAUAAUAAUAAAAAAAAACAAUAAAUAGCCAUUUGUAUAUGAAAUAUAUCUUACAGAGAUUACAGCAAAGAAAAUGUAUCUGUAUAUAAACUGAAUCUAGCGUUGAUGUGAAAUAGUUGGCAUGUGUUAUAGAAAUAAGAGUGUACUAUUUAUUUAUUAACAGAUAUUUUACUACUACUUUAGCUGUUAAUCUCAAAUUGCCACUAGCCUUUUUGUGAAACUCUCCCAUUUGGCGAGAGCUAUCUUUAAAGAUCUAUGUGCAGGAAUUCAUUAAAAACCAAAAAACUGAAGUUCACUUCAAACGCCGUAAAUCAUAAGCGUCUAGCACAGCAACAGUAGAUGUCAGCGAUCCACACUGGACGACCAAUCAUUAUUUAUAAAAAAAAAAAAGGGAGAGAAAACUUCUCUUCAAAUUCCUUCGGCUUCGUUCUGUAGACCUACAGGAGCUUUUUUUUUUCCACUGUUCGAAAACAUUUUCUUGACUCUUGGAUCGUCUCUCUACUUAUGAUCUGUUCAAGUAGUGCAGUACAAAUAAACUCUGAGAGGAAAUUCAGUUCGAAGCCCUGAGCGCAUUGUUAGCGCUAUGUCUAAACACAUAUUUUGGCCAACUUAUUGGAGAGAUGAACAAAUUACUCCCUGGUGAAUAUGACAUGCAGAAGUGAGUUCAAGCACGCUGUUCCCAGCAUUGCUGAGACGACAAAAAAACCCAUAAAAAAACCCUAAAAAAACUAAAUGUCUAUUUAAAAACUUAUUAAUUGACUUAUUAAUAUUUAUUUUCUUACUGUAUUAUUUAAAUGUUUAUUUUAUUACAUUUCUGUGGGCAAUAUUAGUUCAUUCAGCAAGCAUCGGUUUACAGAUAUUGUGCUUUUUAAUUGCUUAGGCAUCCGUUUUUGGGAGCUAUUUUAAAUUUAUUUAAUCGAUCACUUUAUUUAGUCAUUCUGAGUUGACUGUACAAGACCCAUGUAAUGACUCUGUGCUGGUCAUGGGGGAACACGCUGGUCAUAUGAGUCAGGUGAAUGUUAUAUGGGACCACUAUAAUGCAAAAGUUUAUUGAGCAUUGCCACAUGCUGUGUAUACAUUCAGGGUUAAUCAGCUAUAUAGAGUAUAUCAUUAGCUUUAACAGAGUAACUGACAUCCAGUAUUUCAUAGCGCUGGAGGGCGAUGCGGUUCAGCCAUCGUACACGUUAAUUUGGGGCAGUCGCUGCAAAGUGUUUUCCGGAGCCAUUCUCGACACUAUGCAAUAUACAACGUUUCAGAAAGGCCUGUUUCUCUCAGAGUGUUUACCCAGGGUGAAUGGGGAAGAUCUCUUUGUAAGUGCUUCUUGAGGAAGGACUGGAGGGCAGCGUUUGGCUUGGGAAUGAUGGAGGAGCGAGGGCCAAAUCCAAUCAAACUACCGCAAAACCACUUUUUGACUAGUCCCGUCCAAAAAUAAAUUCCAUAGCAAAGAAGCCAUUUCACCACUGAGCGAUUUAACCAUUAAAAUGACCAAUCUGCAUCCCUUAAUAUGUCCCAAUUCUUUUGAAAAACACAGCCUAGCCAUUAAACGGCUUGUUUUAUGGUGAACUUACACUGGCGCCAUAUUGGUACUGUGGUGAUAAUACAGCAGUUUGAUUGAAUUGGACCCAAAGAGUAAUGAGAGAGAAGAACCGGAGGGGCAGAAUGACUGUUUUUUCCUUAAACCAAAUGAUCUGCAAAUCUAAAAGUAAUUCACCAAACUAUGCAAUAAUCGCUAGAAAGGUUUUAAACUAAAAUCCAUGUUAUCGAGCCCUAAGCGGAAAAAGGGCCGUUUAAGUUUUGAGACUUAAGCAGUAGCUUUUUUCUUCACCCAUAUGAAAUCAGAUCCCCAGUCCCCCCAGUUAUCCUUUUUUUUUUCUGAUUUCUUUAUUUGACUUCCCUGUUUCUGGCCAAAAUGUUAAUUCACUUUCUCUCUGUGUGUGUGUAUAUGUGUAGUUAUAAUAAUAUAUGCACUUUCUGUCUCAUAGGACCACUAUAAAAGGGCAUUGAAGCAUAAUCAGAUUCUGCUCAAACACACCAGAAUAGCUGCUGUAUUCUUGUUGAACAGGCAGGGAUGUAGUGGCAUAGUGAGGAUUUUUUUUUUUUUUUUUUCCUUUGUUUUUGUUUGGGAAAUGGGGUAUGAUAAUAUCGCAAUCUAUUAAACACCAAGGAAGUACCUGUACCAAGCAAAGCUGCUAAACUGUUUUCCAACCCCACUGUGUUAAUGCUAAAGCUAUUUUUCAAUUAAAAUCCCAUCGAUUUGUUCAACCUUCACUGUGUGCGAAUCAUGAUGAACAUGACCAGUGACUCAAUUAUGCAUUACCAUUUUCAACCGCAGUUCUGGUAUCUCAGCAACAAGGUGUCCAUACCAUCUCCAGAGAAACAGCAGCGAGUGCAGACGUUUGCCUCAAGCCAGCUCAAAGACAUCUGAUUUUGUGUUUAAAAAGAUGCUGGCGACCUACUCUUAAGUAGCAUUAAAGUUGGAUUUUCGGCGCUGUUCGGAAGGUUUGGCCACUCUUGUACCGAUCACUAGUUUUCUUCUGUUACUGAAUCAAAGGGAAAUGUUAGUGUAAAUGUAUGUUAUUUUGUUAAAUUAUUACAUUGCAUUUGUUAGACUGCUGUGGAUAUAAGGCUUUUUUUUUUCUCAUUCAAAGCCUCUCUCAUGUAGCUUACCAUUCUAUUCAUAUUGUGAUUCAGAGAAUUUUCAAAGUUCUAAUGGAUUUUGUAAAACUUCAGAGAAUGUAUAUUUUAUCAAAUGUCUGUAUUUGGUGCAACGGGGUGCCUACGGCGCUGAAAGUUUAGUGCAGCCCUCUGGUCAUUUGAACUUGAACAGCAUUGUGUCCUUAUCACGAUUUAUGGUGGAUUAGCAGAGCUUGGAGACUGACCCUUCUUGUUGCCAAAUUUAAAGUUUAUAUAACCACUGCCUCAAGGAAUCAUCUAGACUUCAAGUCUUAGACUUGAAUCGAACGUUCUUUGCCUGCGUUAUAGAAAUAGUUUAGAAUGUAGUGAGCGGGAAUGAUUGGAAAUUGACGUUCUGUGUGAUCAGAUUGUCCCAGACAUGUUUCAGGUUAGUUUAGUGCUUAUUAAUAUUGUCAUUUUACAUCAUAACCAGAGAGAUCAGGAUGCACUGCAAUAGAAGAGAUCUGUUUCUACAGGUCCUUCAUUGUUUCUGAUUUCUCCUCUUUGAUCCAGGGCCCUGAGGACUAUAGGCUACACAAGCCAUUAAACUGUAUGGUACUCUCUCCUCUCAAAACUUGAAUCCACUUAUAUCACUCAUAUUCCUGUUUAUGUUCAAAUGUUAAGAUUCAAUGUUUUUUUUUCUUUCUUUUUUUUUUUCCUUUUAAAAUGCAGUAUGAAACCAAAAUAGGAAAAGAUUGUUUUGCAAGGCAUUCUAUUCAAGGCAUUCUAUUUUUUCGUCCCUAAUGUUACACACGAUGGAAAUUUGUGAUUGAUUUGCACUUUAUACUGAACCCAUAUACAUAUAUACCUGUGUAUAUGUGUGGGGUUUCUUUCUGUGCUGACAGGUCAAAAAAAGAAAAAAGAAAAGAAAUACAUCAACUAUGUGUCUUUUACUGUGUAAUAAUAAACUAUGAUCAGAUCUCUCA